AUGAAGUAUCCUGACCAUAAAUUUUUCUAUAUCGCGGCAAACGGGGCCACAAUUGGUUCCGGUCUUUGGCUCACCGAAUGGUCUAACGACGCUCUCGACCCCAAAAAGCUAAACGAUACUAAAUUGCGUGAUUUACGGCUCGGCGCGUAUGCGGGCAUUGGUUUAACCGAAACCAUAUUCACUCUAUCAGCGCAUCUAUUGAUUAGUCUGUCGUGUAUUAAAGCGGCCAAAAAAUUGCACAAUAAAAUGCUAUUCCGUAUCCUCAGAGCGCCGAUGGCUUUCUUCGACACAACACCCGUCGGAAGAGUAUUGAAUCGUUUUUCCUUUCUGCACCUGUGGCAGCAAGCGAUACUAUUCAGAACUCCGCGGUUACCAUUGACUGUAAUUUACUAUUUGUUUCAACGGAUAUAUAUCGCGACUUCCCGUCAAUUGAAGCGAAUUGACUCGACUUCUCGUUCGCCUAUUUAUAAUCAUUUCAGCGAAACAGUGAACGGAUCCACAAGUAUUAGAGCCUUCGGUGCGAAUCAGUACUUCAUUGAGGAAUCCAAUAAUAGAGUCGAUGCCAAUCAUAUCUGCUAUUAUCCGAGUUUCACGGCUUCGCGUUGGCUGUCUAUUCGUCUCGAAUUCUUAGGCAAUUGUAUUGUAUUCUUGUCCGCAAUAUUUGCCGUCAUUUACCGCAACACUUUGAGUCCCGGAAUGGCUGGUCUGGCCAUUAGCUACUCAAUGAGUAUAACGAGUAUACUAUCGAUGUUUGUUAACAGUGUUACUAAUUUGGAGACCAAUAUCGUAUCGAUUGAGCGCAUUAUUGAAUACACAAAAACUCCGACCGAAGCUGAAUUGUUUGACGAAAACAAUAAACCCAAUCCGCAAUGGCCUGAAAGUGGAGGCAUUGUGUUCAACAAUUAUAGCACUAGAUAUCGGGAAGGCCUCGAUUUAGUGCUCAAGAAUAUAACCAUCGAUAUUAAAGCCAACGAAAAGGUGGGAAUCGUGGGCCGAACCGGUGCCGGAAAGUCGUCGCUUACUUUAGCCCUCUUUAGGCUUAUAGAACCCGUCGACGGAACCAUUUCUAUCGAUGGCAUCGAUAUUAAAAGAUUAGGUUUAUAUGACUUGAGGUCCAGAAUAACAGUUAUACCUCAAGAUCCCGCACUAUUUACCGGCACUUUACGCGUCAAUUUGGAUCCAUUUGAUCAAUACUCAGACAGCGAGAUCUGGAGAGCUAUAGAAUCGGCUCAUCUAAAGACAUUUGUGGAUACAUUGGAAAAUGGGUUAAGCCAUCAAAUAUCAGAGGGCGGAGAGAAUUUGAGUGUCGGUCAGAAACAGUUGGUUUGUUUGGCGAGAGCUCUGUUGAGGAGGAGUAAGAUUCUGGUGUUGGAUGAGGCGACCGCCGCCGUUGAUAUGGAAACGGAUGACUUGAUCCAAGAGACCAUCAGAACGGAGUUCUCUUCGUCCACAAUAGUGACAAUCGCUCACCGAUUGAAUACUAUUAUAGAUUACGACAGAGUUUUGGUUAUGGAUAAGGGAAUGGUAGCCGAGUUUGAUUCACCCAAACAUUUAAUGGCAAAAACCGAUUCAAUCUUUCAUUCGAUGGCCAAAGAAGCAAAUCUCAUCUCAAAGACUGAAUAAUUCCUAUAAAAUAAGAGUUAUUUUUAUCUAAUCUAACAUUUAAUUUAUUUUUCACAUUUUCUAUAAACUAUCAUAUAUUCAGAAUAUAAAUAAUUUUAGAUAAAACAUUAGUAAAUAAAUUAAUUUAC
Medioppia subpectinata is the source of this 1751-nucleotide messenger RNA. The record is from the annotation of a GenBank genome assembly. Lineage: Eukaryota; Metazoa; Arthropoda; Arachnida; Sarcoptiformes; Oppiidae.